AUUGAUCGGGCCUCAGUCUACCAGGUCCAAGCCAUCUAAUACGCAUUGCCGUAAUCACAGGGAACGCAUCCGCAAGCAUCGUUCUUCUCGGCUUGACCGCUUGGUCGAUUAUCUUCUAUUCCCCAAUCCCCAAUCGGCAAUCAUGCCAUGGUCGACGGCGCCCCGUCCGCUCCUAAUUGUGAUUUCCGGCCGUUGGGAGGGAUUAAUCGAAGAAGAUACAGAGAGAUUUCUGGAUUCCAUCCUCCUCAAUCCUCAAUUACAACGAUACGUAUUUGUUGAGCUCUUCUGUGUCUUCAUUGCCAAUUGGUAUUUGGGGACUAAGAAAUAGGGGAGAGGUUCGAGGAGAAGGUCAGAAUGGAAAGGAAUUGGCGGAUUGUGCACACUGGUCUUCCAUUCUGUUUGUGAUUCGUGAAGACACUACUAGUCAGCAGCGAUUCAGGUGUUGUUGUUCCAUUCCGGUUCAUUUCUUACAUUUAUAUUCAUCUUAAUUUUUCCUGUGCUAAAUAGCAGUAUGUCAUCUAGAAAGUAUCCAUCUGGUAAUGAGAAAAGGAACAAGAAAAAACGUGCUCAUGACCUGAUAGAAUCCCAAAAAGGAUCAAUUUAUAAGUUUCUCAAAACAAGUACAAGUACCUCUACUGCUAGGAAUUCAGAUGAAUUAGCUUUAGUUAUUGUUCAAGAACAGCCCAAUGGGCAAGAAAGUGCAUCUGACUCACCUAAUACAGAAAAUUUGAGUGCUGAUGAGCAAGAGCAACCAACUUUUAGUGUCAAUAUUUAUGACCCAAGAUUUUGGGAUGGUCUAGAUAACAAGCAAAGAGACAUUUUAGUGGAAAAGGGUCCUGUAAGAGAAGCAAAUCUUGUUUUCCGUUUGGAUAAAUAUUCUAGGCAUUUUUCAUAUGCUUAUUAUUCUAAAAGAUUGAGCAAUGGAGAGGUUCAUGAUAGAAAAUGGUUGGUUUAUUCUAAACAUGUUGAUAGAGUAUUUUGCUUUUGUUGUAAGCUUUUUAGAUCUAAAAACAAUAAGAGUGCCUUAGCUACUGAUGGAAUGAGUGAUUGGAAACAUCUCAGUGAGAGGCUUAAAGAGCAUGAAAACAGUGUUGAGCAUUUUACUAAUAUGAACACAUGGAAUGAAUUAAGGAUUAGACUAGGUAAGAAUCAAACGAUUGAUAGAGAUUUGCAACAGCAAAUCACAAAGGAGAAAGAACGGCUGAAGCAAGUUUUAAUAAGGAUAAUUGCCAUUGUAAAGUAUCUUGGUAAACGUAAUUUAGCUUUUCGUGGAUCUAGUGAAAAGCUUUACGACGGUAAUAAUGGAAAUUUCUUAGCAUGUGUUGAGAUGGUCGCAGAAUUUGAUUUGGUAAUGCAAGACCAUCUUAGGCGCAUUGAGAAUAAUCAAAUUCAUUACCAUUACCUUAGUCAUAAAAUUCAGAAUGAGUUGAUAUCUUUAUUAGCAUCGAGUGUUACAAGUUCCGUUAUGAAUAUUGUUAAAGAGGCCAAGUAUUUCUCCAUAAUUCUUGAUUGUACUCCAGACGUGAGCCAUCAAGAACAAAUGACUCUACUUGUUCGAUGUCUUAAUCUCUCAAAUAAAAAAAUUAAGAUAGAAGAGUUUUUUCUAGGGUUCUUAAAGGUAGAUGAUACAUCUGGUUUGGGUCUUUUUAAAGUACUGCUUGAUGCUAUGAAGUCUUUUGAUCUUAAUGUUGAUGACAUAAGGGGUCAAGGAUAUGACAACGGUUCUAAUAUGAAAGGGAAACACCAAGGGGUACAAAAAAGAUUGCUUGAUAUAAACCCAAGGGCGUUGUAUAUGCCAUGUGCAUGCCAUAGUCUUAAUCUUACUCUUUGUGAUAUGGCCAAUUCAUGUAGUAAAGCUGUUUCUUUUUUUGGAAUUGUGCAACGAAUAUAUGUGUUGUUUUCAAGAUCUACGAAAAGAUGGAAGGUUUUACUUGAUCAUGUGCCAAACUUUACUGUGAAAUCUUUGUCUAAUACUCGUUGGGAGAGUAGAAUCAAAAGUGUUAAAGCUAUUAGAUUUCAAGCUCCUCAACUAAGAUCAGCUUUAUUUGAGUUAUCUAAAUGCCGCGAUGAUGCAAAAUGUAUGAGUGAUGCAAAAAGUUUAUAUGAUUUGCUAGGCAGUUUUGAGUUUUUACUUAGUACGGUUAUUUGGCAUGAUAUUUUAUUUUCUAUAAACAUGGUGAGUAAGAAAUUGCAAUCUCCGUCAAUGUGCAUUGAUUCUACCUUGCAUCAAAUUGAAGGCAUAAUGAAGCACUUUGAUGAAUAUAGAAACAACGGAUAUGCAUCUAGUUUGGAUAUUGCUAAAAGCCUAGCAACUGAUAUGAAUAUAAAAGCAUCAUUUCCAGUAAAACGAAAGUCUACUAGAAAGAAACAUUUUGAUGAAACUGACGACGACGAGGAACAAAUUCUAGAAGCCGAAAAGGCCUUUGAAGUUAAUUACUUUUUAGUUAUGGUGGACAUGGCAAACACUUCACUAAAAAAUAGAUUUGAGGAGCUUAGUGUUUUCAAAAGUAUUUUUGGAUUCUUGCUUAGCUCAAAAAAUAUGAAGUCAUUGGACGCCAUUGAACUAAAAAAAUGUUGCACCAAUUUCGCCAAAACUUUUUGUAAGGAUGGUUCAUUUGAUGUUGAAUCUGAUGAUCUUUUCUCUGAACUGCGAGUGCUACAAACAACCUUACCACAUAAGCAAUUGUGUGCUAUUGAGAUUUUUGAGUUUGUUAGAGAUAUUGAUUGUUUUCCUAAUAUCUCAAUUGCUUAUCGAAUUCUAUUUACAGUGCCGGUGACUGUAGCAUCUGCAGAAAGAAGUUUUUCAAAGUUGAAAUUGUUAAAAAAACUAUUUGAGAUCAUCGAUGUCACAAGAAAGGUUGAACGGUCUUGCUACCAUAUGCAUUGAGAAGGAUAAGUUAGACGAGAUUAAUAUUGAGACCAUCGUUAAUGAUUUCGCAUCCAAAAAUGCUAGGAGAACUUGUUUUUUAUGAUUAUACUCGACCAUGUCUUAUUUUCCUUUUGUUAUGUUUUAAUUGUUAGUUUUUGAGAUAACAUAUCCCUCGGUGUAUGGAGUAUCUACUGCAACUGAAAUAAAAGUAAUUUAAACUCCUUAUUUGUUUGUGUGACCAAUAGUAAGGAUUUAGGGCCCCUCUAUAUUAUCUUGCCCUUGGGCCCCUGAUUUGCCAGGACCGGCCCUGCUUACCCCUCACACCCCGAUCAGGAAGAAACCAGGGGGCGCCCCCCUCUCUCUUCCCUCUCAAAUCCCUCCCCCAAAUCCCUUAGACCCAAUUUUAUGUAGUAUUGGUGAAACCCUAGAUCAUCACAAAUUUCGAAAUUUGUGUGGUCUUGCGGAUUUUGUUUUAGUUUGAUAUUUUUAUUAUCCUCUAGAUUGGCCUAUUUUGCUAGUUAGAGUUAUGGUAUGUGACUAUGAUUUGUUGUCAAUAUUGCCAUGUAUGGUUUGAGCUUGGUAUUGUAGAUCUAGAUAAAAUUGGAAUGUGAAGAUUAUAAUUGAUAUACUUAUUGUUUAUGCAUAUGGUUUUUAUAACUAUUUUUUAGAUGGCAAAACUUGUUGUAGGCAUUAUUGUUCACCUAUCUUAGUUUUCAAACAUUGUUUUAGGCAUUUUGUGUUUGCUUUUUUGUCUUAGAAUUGUUUGCUUAUCUUUGUUUGGAAAUAAUCGUUCAUAGUAACUUUAAUAUAAAAUUGUUGUAGGUAUGGCGUCGUCCGAUCCGAAGGAGAACCCGAGGAAGUGGAAGCACAUCGCUGACCAUUGGCCAUCCAAUUUUUUCGAAGGGACGAAACGGGCUCGUUGUUGGUGCGGUGACCUUUGUGUCUCAAAACAAUGUGAUGAUUGGGAUGCCAAACACGGAAGGAGGUUUUGGAUGUGUCCUAACUAUGCACAUGACAAGGCCAAGCCAAGAAACUGAUACGACUACCCACCGUAUCCUCCACCUCUUUGUCAAUUUGCGAAGUGGAUAGAUUUGGAACAAG
Molecule: messenger RNA, 3970 nt
Organism: Lolium rigidum
Lineage: Eukaryota; Viridiplantae; Streptophyta; Magnoliopsida; Poales; Poaceae
Product: zinc finger MYM-type protein 1-like
Exons: 3
Coding region: 512-2887 (791 amino acids)
Molecular function (GO): protein dimerization activity
Source: RefSeq, a predicted model, not a curated record